Paramuricea clavata is the source of this 378-nucleotide messenger RNA. NCBI's taxonomy places the organism in Eukaryota, Metazoa, Cnidaria, Anthozoa, Malacalcyonacea, Plexauridae. The record is from the annotation of a GenBank genome assembly.
GUGCUAUUUAAGCUACAAACAAAUGGUAUGGGUAACUUGGUGGAAAUGGCAAAAAUUUUAGCACAUCUAAAAUUAACCAAGGAAAAGUUUACUGAUAUGUGUAUUGCAGCUGGUUGUGACUACAUAGAAAAUAUCCGAGGUAUUGGCAUAAAUAAGGCUAAGAAAAUUGCUUGUGAGAACAAAAAUUAUUUAAACGUGUUCCAGUCAUUGCCAUUUGCUCCAACUGACUACAAGAAACGGUUCCAACAAGCACAAAUGGUUUUUCACCACCAGACAGUCAUUGAUCCUGUCAAAUAUGAAACAGUCCCAUUAAGUCUGUUCUUCGGUUGUCCAACAGUCUGCCAUUGUGUAUUGUGUAUUGUGUCUUGCUCAUUUUGA